This is a messenger RNA of Myiozetetes cayanensis, 9974 nucleotides long. RefSeq names its product PPARG coactivator 1 alpha (gene PPARGC1A). The transcript is spliced from 13 exons. The record is from RefSeq and is a predicted model, not a curated record. Lineage: Eukaryota; Metazoa; Chordata; Aves; Passeriformes; Tyrannidae. Gene Ontology annotation, molecular function: transcription factor binding; RNA binding. Gene Ontology annotation, biological process: positive regulation of transcription by RNA polymerase II. The coding region runs from base 372 to 2798 and encodes 808 amino acids. Gene Ontology annotation, cellular component: nucleus.
GCGGGCGGGCAUGGCGAGGGCGCCCGGCGCUGGUGAUCCAGUGCCGGGGUCUGUAGCGCGGCCCGUCCCCGGCGGCGGCGGCGGCGGAGCGAGCGCGCGCACGUGACCGGCCCCGGCCCUCGGUGCCGCCGCGAACGGCCGCGCUCACACACGCACAGACACGCGGCACCCGCGCCUCCAUCCAUCCAUCCAUCCAGCCUCCCGUCCCUCCAGCCCCGCUGCCCCGCACGCACCGCGCCGCCCGCCGCCAGCGCGAAGCUGUCGGCACCACUCCGCGGGGACAGCGCCAGCGGCGGCGGCAGCGACCCCGCAAGAGGCAAGAGUUUGCGAGGGCUGCUCGCGCCUUCCCGAAGAGGUUUUGCUCCCAGAGGAUGGCUGGCUGCGGGCUGUCGGAAGACGCUUGCUUCUCCUCCUUCUUUUACAACUACACCUCCUCCUGGGAGACCUCCUACAACCAGUGUGCUGCUCUGGUUGGUGAAGACCAGCCUCUUUGCCCAGAUCUCCCAGAACUUGACCUCUCUGAACUCGAUGUGAAUGACCUGGAUGCAGACAGCUUUCUGGGGGGACUCAAGUGGUAUAGCGACCAGUCAGAGAUCAUCUCCAAUCAGUACAGCAAUGAACCCGCCAAUAUAUUUGAGAAGAUAGAUGAAGAGAGCGAAGCAAACUUGCUAGCUGUUCUCACUGAAACACUGGACAGCAUCCCUGUGGAUGAGGAUGGAUUGCCUUCAUUUGAUGCAUUGACAGAUGGAGAUGUGACCAACGAAAAUGCCACUAGCCCUUCUCCAAUGCCCGACGGCACCCCUCCAACUCAGGAGGCAGAAGAGCCGUCUCUACUUAAGAAGCUCUUGCUGGCUCCAGCUAACACUCAGCUAAAUUACAAUGAAUGCAGUGGUCUCAGCACACAAAACCAUGCAAACACUAAUCACAGGAUCAGAACAAGCCCUGUGGUUGUUAAGACUGAGAAUUCAUGGAGCAAUAAAGCGAAGAGCAUUUGUCAACAGCAAAAGCCUCAAAGACGUCCCUGCUCUGAACUUCUCAAAUAUCUGACUACGAAUGAUGACCCUCCUCAGACCAAACCAGCAGAGAACAGGAACAGCAGCAAAGAGAAAUGCACCUCCAAAAGGAAGCCCCAUCUGCAGUCUCAGACAAAUCAUCUGCAAGCCAAACCAACAAGUUUAUCACUUCCAUUGACGCCUGAGUCACCAAAUGAUCCCAAGGGUUCCCCAUUUGAGAACAAGACUAUUGAACAAACCUUAAGUGUGGAACUCUCUGGAACUGCAGGCCUAACUCCACCUACGACCCCUCCUCAUAAAGCCAACCAAGAUAAUCCUUUUAGGACUUCACCUAAGCCGAAGUCAUCAUGCAAGACUGUUGUACCACCUUCAAAAAAACCCCGCUAUAGUGAGUCUUCUGGUUCUCCAGGAAAUAACCCGAUCAAGAAGGGUCCGGAACAGUCUGAGCUGUAUGCACAGCUUAGCAAGACUACAGUACUGUCCAGUGGACAUGAGGAGAGAAAGACAAAACGGCCCAGUUUGCGGCUGUUUGGUGACCAUGACUACUGUCAAUCUGUGAAUUCAAAAUCAGAAAUACACAUUAAAAUAUCCCAGGAACUUCAGGACUCAAGACAACUAGAAUUUAAGGAUUCUUCACCUGGGUGGCAGUGUCAGAUUUGUUCUUCUUUAGAACAAGACCAGUAUUUCAAGAAAGAGACUUUACAGACAAAUAAGCAGGGAUCCCAUGGUAAUAACAGAAAACAGCUCCAAGACCAGGAAAUUCGGGCUGAACUGAAUAAGCAUUUUGGUCACCCCAGCCAAGCUGUUUUUGAUGAAGAAGCAGAUAAGACCAGAGAACUAAGGGACAGUGAUUACAGUGAUGAACAAUUCUCCAAACUACCUAUGUUUAUAAAUUCAGGACUAGCAAUGGAUGGUCUGUUUGAUGACAGUGAAGAUGAAAGUGAUAAACUAUGCUACCCUUGGGAUGGGACACAAGCCUAUUCAUUAUUUGAUGUAUCACCUUCUUGCUCUUCUUUUAACUCUCCAUGCAGAGAUUCAGUGUCUCCACCCAAAUCCUUACUUUCUCAAAGAUCCCAAAGGACACGGUCUAGAUCAAGGUCCUUUUCUCAACGCAGGUCUUGUUCCCGUUCUCCAUAUUCCCGGUCGAGAUCAAGGUCGCCCUGUAGUAGAUCCUCUUCAAGAUCUUGUUGCUAUUAUGAGUCCAGCCACUGUAGGCACCAAGCAUGCCGAAGUUCUCCCUUACGUGCAAGAUCGCGGUCCAGAUCACCGUACAGUCGCAGACCCAGAUAUGACAGCUAUGAGGAAUAUCAGCAUGAAAAGCUGAAGAGGGAAGAAUACCGCAAAGAGUAUGAAAAACGGGAAUCUGAAAGGGCCAAACAAAGGGAGAGACAGAGGCAGAAAGCAAUUGAAGAACGUCGUGUGAUUUAUCUGGGUAAAAUCAGACCUGACACAACCCGAACAGAACUGAGGGACCGUUUUGAAGUUUUUGGUGAAAUUGAGGAGUGCACAGUAAAUUUGCGGGAUGAUGGAGACAGCUAUGGUUUCAUCACCUACCGCUAUACUUGUGACGCCUUCGCUGCUCUUGAAAACGGAUACACUUUGCGCAGGUCAAAUGAACCUGACUUUGAGCUGUACUUCUGUGGACGCAAGCAAUUUUGCAAGUCAAACUAUGCAGACCUAGAUUCAAACUCAGAUGAUUUUGAUCCUGCUUCCACUAAAAGCAAGUAUGACUCCAUGGAUUUUGAUAGUUUACUUAAAGAGGCACAGCGGAGCCUGCGUAGGUAACAUGCAUGUCAUCCGAAGAAAACAAGGGGAUGGCGAAUACCUCACGGACGUCACGUCCUUCAAUAAUGGACAACUAAAAAGUCGUACUUAGGAAUUUCUCCUACUUUACACUCUCUGUUCAAAACCAUGGUUUACAUGAACACAGCUGCUCGACGAGUGGAGGGGCAAGACGGCUGUCCAGUAAGCACACGCAUGUCCAUGGGUGUCAGCUUUGCUUUCGCGGUGAUCGGUGGCGGGGGAGCCGGGUGUUCCUUGCGAGUUCAAUGCAAAUCACGAGACAUGGCAGCAGUUCCACAGAGAUAUACGUACAACAAUGAACUGCAAAACCUGUACAUAUUGCAUUUUAACAAAAAAAAGAACAAAAACAAACAGAAAAAACCCCAAUGUGAGAACUAUGGCUGCUGAUGUCUGGGAAUCAGACACUGCUUUUUUGUUUUGUUUUUUUUAAAGAAGCUUCUUCUCACAACAUGGUGAUAAUACGACAAUCCAGAAAAAAACCACAGGUCCCAGAAGCCUACAGUCUGUUUUAGCUUUGUUUUAAGAUUGUUCUUUUUUUUUUGUUGGGGUUUUCUUUGUGAGUUUUUUGGGUUUCUGGGGUUUUUUUUCAGUCCUUGCAGAAAAGAAAAUGAAAGGCUCAAGCUUCCCUAACAUUUUGAAGUUUCAUCUUUUAAUUCUGACACCCAUGUAAAUGUCUACAACAUUGAUCUUCCACAGCAAAAUUUUCAAAGCCUUGUUAAUGGUCAAAUGUGCAGCUUGUUCAGCGAUUUAUUCUAAUGAGCGGACGUGGUGUUACAUUAUUAAUGAGAGUUGGAUAUAACUAUCUGGGUGUGUGCGCAGAUAGUUUAUUUGCUACAUUCUCUAAAGUAGUUGAGUAUUUACAAAUGUUAAAUGGAUUAUUUUUAUUUAUGUACAUACUGUAUGACGAUGUUCUUUUUUGUUACAGCUAUGCACUGUAAAUGCAGCCUUCUUUUCAAAAACUGCUGAAUUUUUCUUAAACAAGAAUAUUCAAAUGUAAUUAUAGGAGGUGAAACAAUUAUUGUACACUAACAUAUGUAGAAAGCUGAACUUAUGCUUAUAUAUAUUUGAUUGUAAAAAAAAAAGACAAAAACGUGUGGGUGAGGGUGUGAGUGUGUGUGUAUAUGUGUGUGCGCGUGUGUAUCUGAGUGCAAAAAUCAAUUACACACAUUCAUCCCUUCUUUGGUGAACUUAUAUAAGAAUUUUGUCAAGAGCUGUCCUAGCCCAAAAGGUAUUAACCACUUCUGCAGUAGUUUUCCACAUUUUUCUCAUUGCUUGAUUUUCUUUUGCAGUUUUAUACACUGAAUUUGUUAGGGGAAUGAAAUUUUCUCAUCUAAAUUUUUCUAGGAGAUAUCAUAAUUUUAUGUAAAGUCUCUCAAAUGGGUAAUCAUUAAGAAAUGUCUUUAUUUUAUGUAUCAACAGUAGUUUUGAAACUAGAGGUCAAAAAUCUUUUUAAAAUGCUAUUUUGUUUUAAUUUUUGUGAUUUUAAUUUGAUAAAAAUAUGCUGAGGUACUAAGUACAGUAUGAUUUUUACAGUAAUUCUGUGUCUAAACACUGUUCUUGAAGCCAGUAAUCUUUUCAUUGGCAGUUUAAUGAUGGUAUUUAUCUAUAUUUUUUACAGUUACACAUCCUGUAUAAAUACCAAUCCUUCAUUCCUUUGUUUACUAAAGACACAUAUUUAUCAGUUACAAUUAUCCUAUUUAUUAUAAAUUAUGAGAUGACUAAAAGAAUAAAAAGGCCAGUGGAAAUUUUAUACCUAGGAUGCAUGAUGGUUGUCAGUUUGGGGUAAGCAAGUGCUUUGUUUGGCAAUUCUGCUUUUGCAGGAGGAGUGAGUUGUUUGGGUUUUUUUUCUUUUUUUACUAUGCACUAGCAUGGCCUCAGAUGUGCCCAUGACAUUGUUGCUGAUGACAUUGCUUCUGUUAAAUUAAAUAGAAACUUCAGGAAAGAAAAAAACCACAAGAGUAAACUACUGCUAAUCUGAGCAUCAGAAUUUCAUCUGAACUCAGAGUCUCUACACUGAAUCAGCAAAGUUUGAAAUUUGCUUGAAUGUAUAGGUUUGUUAUUCUCUUACUGUUUGGCAUUCAUGACUACUCUUAAAGGUAUGGCACACCUAACUAUUUAAUCUACUUUCCCACUCCAAAUCUUAGAAAACUGAUUCCACCCCCAUGCCAGUGCAGUUGAUUUUGAUGGCUGCAUUCAUUUUAUCACCAGCAUAUUGUGUUCUGAGAGAUUCCACUGUCUGUCCUGUUGGAUGCUUGCUCGAUUUUUUGGCUUCUUAUUUCUCAGUAGAUAGAUAGCAAUAAAACAAAACAAAAAAAAGAAAAGAACUUUUCUGGAGGUUCUGUGUUACAAAUGUAACAUUCUUUAAUCUGCAUAAUUCUUGUUGUUGCUCUGUAGGUUAAAAAUGCAGGUAUUUUAACUUUGUGUGAAUGCCAAACUAAACGUUUACAAUUUUCCUUUCUGGAUUUUGAGUAUCUUCUGUUGUAAAGAAAAAUAUUAAAAGCAAUAAAUUAUUUUUAAGAAAUCAGUAUUUAGUAUAUCAUAUUAUGUGUUCAAGGACCAGAUGCAUUACCUAUUUUGCCUUUACAUUUCUGUGAUUAAAUUUUAAAACAUUCUCUUUUGCCCUUGAUUGCUGACAUUAAUAAAUUGGUGUGGGGCUUGUCGGGGGGAUUAUUUAUUUUUCACCAAGCAGGCAUAAUGAUUAGUCAAUUUUAUUUUUUUUUUUCACUGGCCUGGCAAACAUUCUCAUCUUGAAGAUGUCUUUCCUCUGUGGAUUUACAAAUUACAUGUGAAAUUAAUAGAGCUAGGAUUGCUGAAUAAAGCUAUUUGGAUCCUUCAUAGACACUGUAGUAGGAAACCCAUCAAAAUAUAAACUUGGUGUUUCCUUUUCUUUUUUACUUCCCCGAGAACAUUUCAAAUUAGCACAUGUACCACAUUGUCACCGAAGGCAAAUUGCAGCAUAGCUCUGUGUGUCUUUUAGAUGAAGAUUGUACUGUUGCUUUCAUGCUGUGGUAAGUACCAUGUCCACAAUGCAGGUAACAGAAGUGGUACUUAGAAACUAUGGACUUUCCUAGAACUGUAACAAAGUAAUUCCUACAGAACAGAAAGUGAUCUAAAUACUAAUCCAAACAGGGGGAUCCUAAAGUUUAAGAAAAAUAUCUGAGCUAGACUACUCUGAAAAGCAGUUGGGCUGCCAUCAGAACUGAAAGCAGAACUGAGAGAAAAGUUUGUGCCUCUGGGGUAUAAUACUUGGGUCAGUUGAAAAAAAAAAUCACAAAGCGACCACAACUUAUCAUCCCUUUAGAUGUAAGCUUACAGUAGGUAAUGAUUAUGUGUCCUUUUUGAUGGCUGUAAUGAGAACUUCAAUCACUGUAGUAUAAGAUCUGAUCUAUAAAUGACCUAGAAUAGCCAUGUAAUAUAAUGUGAUGAUUCUAAAUUUGUACCUAUGUGACAGACAUUUUCAAUAAUGUGAAACACUGACCUUAUGGAGCUACUGUAAGAUUUGUACAGUAUAGGUGAACAUGUAAAGCUGUUGGUUAGACUAUGCUGAACAGGGAAAAUGAGAUACUAGUUAAGCCCAAGCUGGGCUAUUUUCCACCUGCCGAUUCUACAUGUACUUUUGUGGUUUAAGUCAUUGUAUGAAAAUUCCUGUGAUUUUUUUUUCUUUUUUUUUAAUGUGCAGUACACAUCAGCCUCACUGAGCUAAUAAAGGGAAACGAAUGUUUCAAAUCCAUUUCUGUUUCUCUUUUUUAUCACAGGUGACAGGUUUUUUCCCCCUCAACAGGUUGUGUACUGGGUUUUCUAUUACUCUUUCUAGUGGUUGUAAUUGAUUUGAGAUAGUAGUCCAGAGCACACCUGCAUUACUGCACUUUGGCCAGGGGACAGAACUGCCAGUUUUAAUACAUUUAAUGGUUAAAAGAUUCUACAUGCCUUUCUGCCAUGAGUACCCAAGGCUGUUGAAGAGAUGACGUAAACCAUGUAGGGAAACUUGAAUAAUCCUCAGUGGAGUUUAGGAGUUGCUGGUUUGAGUUAGGAAGGGGUGGGGAAUGUAAGGGCUUUUCUGUCUAACCAUGCUUGGAUCUAAGUUGUGGAGGAAGUAGGAACUGAUGAGUGCAAAAUGGUUAGUAUCUUCUGUCCUGAGAUGAUAAAUACCUGUACUAGGAGAAAGCAUGUCAUGAGAGCCCUUCACCAGCCUCUCUGUCUCAGCAGAUGUUUGGGGACGACCAGACAGGUAGGCAGCUGGAAAGUGUGGCUUUUCUGAAUCCUGUACAGUGUGCAGCAUGGUGUAUUUCCACACCAGCAUUGCCACAGGGCAAGCAACAGAUAGGCCAUGGGGAUACCAAAGGGUAUUCACAACCUGUCUUUUACAUGCACAAAAGAGGGGAAGAAACUGCUUUUCUUUGGUUUGCCCAGGGUUCACUCACAUGUAGCCAAUUUAUGGCUGUAAGCCUAUCCUGCUGUGUCCACAGCCUUCUCUGGGGUUUUACAGCACAACUCUGUGUGUGACAGAGCCUUCUUAUCUGACGUGCCUCGGCAAGUACCUGGGGAGUGGUGUGAGGAACAGCGCAGGGCAGCCUGCACGGUUGGAGGGCAGCCUGACUGUGGUCUGUAAGUACAGGACUACUGAGUUCUGUUGAAAAAAUUGCCUUUCUCAAGAUGACUACCCUCCACCUCAUCUCUGUUACUAACACUGUGUUUCAUUUAUGCCAUGUUUAGCUUCUGCGUUUUCACCAUUUACUAAUCCAAGCAGUUGUGCUUGGUUCUCACAAGGGUGGUGGAGCAAAGUUCCUCACUGUGUGGGAUUUGCGUUGUUGACUCACUGCUCCUCAUCAAAUUAAUGCUCAAAACGUAGUCAGCCAAAUCAUUCCUGAUGUACUUUAGUCUUGCUGCUGUUCCACAAGGCAUGAAUUUAGCCCAAUAUUUCUCCAGUUACUAAGUUUUUAAUUUGAUUUGUUUAUUCAUUUUAUAUUUUUGCAUAGCACUUUGAUGCUUGGAAAAAAAAAAAAGGACUCUAUUAGAUUUCCAGGAAACUAUUGCUUCUUGCCUUUCAUCUCCUCGUUUUGCAUUAAGGUUUAUUGCAUAAAAUCAGGCCCUUCCAUUGCCUGUUGUCCUGGGUCACCAUUUUUCCCCACAAGCUGAGCUGAGCACCUGAAAUCAGAUUCAGGCACCUCAGUGAGUGGCCUGAUUUUCAGAAACGCUGAGCAUCUCGCAGCUCCCAUCGUCUUCAAUUAGACCUGCUGGCUCUCAGCACUUUUAAAAUCAAGCCACAUAUUUAGAGCCCAAAUUCAGCACAGCAUUUACAUUUGUGCUUAAGUCUGUCCUGAUUCAGCAAAGCACUUAAGCAUGAGUGUUUUUAGAUCCAUUGAAGUCAAGUGCUCGGCUGCUUUGAAUAAAAAUAGACUCCUGGACUGAGGCCUAAGAAUCCAAAUACAGACACCAACACCUAAUUUUAGUCUCCAUUUGGAAAACUUCUGCCUCUCCUACCUUUAACCUUUAAUGCUUACAGAAACACAAAAACACCUGUCAGGUCAUAAGGGAAAGAGAGGGAGGUUUAGGGAAGAGAAGUGGAAGCAAUGAACAAACUUCUUCCUUGUGGAAAAUGUUUUGAAAACUUUAAAUCCAACUCUUGCAAGAUGCCUUGAUUCAUUGCUAUUACUUCAUGUUGCACUUCCAGAAUCUCAUUCAAGAUUAAUGUGCAGUUAUUCUAUUGUCCUUCACCAUUAAUUAAUAAACUGCUAUAUUAAACUUUAACCAGUGCCAACUUCUUCUGCUUUUCCGUGAAUCACAUUCUCACCAUUGAUAUUCCAUGUUCACAAGCAAACUAAUCUAUAAAUCAAUUUCCUCUACUUUAUCAAACAGCAGAAAGUAAUAAAGAAGGUCACAAAUAGUACAGUAGUUCCUUGGAGGUUUGUAACAUCAUAAUUUAAAGCUCAGAAAGAUUGAAUCAAAAGUUGAAUUAAUCCCUAAGGGAAAAGAUUCUAUAUAGAUUCUAUUGAUAGACAUAGGGCAGCCUGUCUUCACUGGGAGCUGGUAUAUUUGUUAAUACUUCAGGGCAAAGGAGACUAGUCGUCUCAGCAAAGAAGAAAAUGAAAUCCUCCAUGAGAGGAAGGGAAUAUGUCCUCUGCGCUUCCUGUCGCUGUGCUCUCCUAACACCUCUCUGCUGGGAAAAAGAGAAAGCCAGCUCAUCCUUUGCUACACGAUGUGCUCUGCUGAACGGCUGGUGUCUGUGCAAAGCAAUUACGGAAACUGAAUGGAAUACAUGUAUAAAUUUUAAAUGUUGCACUUGAUUGGUGCUCAUUCCUCGGCCAAUGCUUUUAUUGUCGAAUAACCUCAACCCAAAAUCUUAGCAGCCUGUGAACCCAAAGCAAAGUGAACGGUUGUUUUUUUCAGUGACAAAUUUUGGUGAAGUUACAAAUAUUUAUUCUGCAGCUGGAAACAUAUUCCUCAAAACAUGUCUAGCUUUUGAGGUUCCUUUGAAUUAUUGCAGCUUCCUUUUAACAUGCUUCUGGAAUCAUAGUUUUGCAAAGGCAUUUCUGAUUCUCUUUUAUAAAAAUAAUCUAUAACCUUAAUGACGUGACUGGACCUGAUGAAUUAAGCUCUUCCAAAUUCAAGUGGAAUUAAUGGGGAGAAAAAGACUCCUGUAUAAAGGGAAAUAACUUUUAAAAAGUUACUAAUGGGCUCAGUUGAAAAAGUUAUAUAUGCAGGUGUGGUAUACAGUGAGAUCUGAUAUACAGUGAUCUGGUAUACAGUGAGAUGAAAUGUACCUUUUUGGAAUGCAUACAUGAUGAAGUACAGGAUGAUAAAAGGAUUUGUGCUUGCAUACUGACUAUUUUCUUGUUGGAUUUGCUAGUAGAGAGGAACUGAACUGGCCUGUGACAAAGGCAACUGAACAGAAAACAGGUACAAUCCCAGCCUCUCCAAAAUCAGUGGCUAAACUCCAACCCUUGGCAGCCUUUUGCAUUAACCCUGGCUUGUGUAAAUAGUGGACAGUGAUCAAAUGUAAAUAAUCUCAUGUGCCUUAUUUGCGUCAUGAUAGAUUGUCCGCCAGAUGUAAUGUAAAUGAAAUCCAAAGCUAAGUAUGAAGAAAAAUUUGUCCUAAAGAGCACAAUAUGUAAGUUGCUGUUAGGACUCUUAAUCAAAUAAAAUAUUUGCUACAGUUUA